UGGAGGGGAUAGGUUGUGUGCUAGGCUAGGGUUCGACUCGAAGGACCGAAAUUCGUGUAAUACAUAACGGGAGGAGAUUCAGUCCGUACGCAGCUUUGUCGCGCGCACUACACAAGCCGCCGCUCGUCUCGCCGAUGCUCGCGAUCGCCGAUUCUCGCGCGGAUAAAUUGUGAGAGCAGCUCGCGCCACGACCAGUUGUCUUUCGACAGGGGGUUGGACGAUAAGGGAUGGUGCGCCCUUUAGAGUCGUAGAAGGACCGAUCUGCAUCGUUUUCUCCAAUCGUCGAUCUCGGUGAACGUUUUGUUUUUGUUCUCGUCCGGUGGUUGUUGAGUGUUUUGGUGGUGUCAGCGGUCUCUGACUCGAUUGUGGAUGUAUUUUGUUUUGGUGACUGUGAGUUGUUGGAAUCAGCGGAGUCGUUUCUAACGUGGACUUUUGAAUAGUGGCUGCCUUGAUUUUCAUCAUUGAACCCAACUCGGGAAAGUUGGUGUGAUGUACAGGGAUCUUUAAUCAGAUAAUGCCAAAAUAAAAGUCCCAGGACUCAAGACUCUAAGUAAAGUCAACUUUGGACCAAGAUGGAUACGUUCCGCAGGUUAUUUCUAGUGUUCAGUGGUUUAGUGUGUCUCGUGGACGUAGUGCUAUCGGCCCGAUGGUCCCAUUCGACGUACCUGAGCCCCGAUUAUCGGCUCUUGUGGUCCUUGGGACCGGGGCCCCAGGAUAUCACGUUCGAAGUGCAAGUGAGAACCCUUGGAUACGUUGGCUUUGGAUUUUCCAGGGACGGCAGGAUGGCCGGAGCCGAUAUGGUUGUUGGCUGGGUGGAUCAGGGACAAGUCUAUUUCCAGGAUAGACACGUUAAAGAUUCGCCCGGAAGUGCGAUGGACCGGGAACCGGAAGUGGACCCCAGCCAGGACUAUCAGCUGUUGCUGGGCUACGAGAAUAGCACUCACACGGUGCUGCGAUUCAGGAGGCGACUGGACACUUGCGACCAUCACGACAUACCCAUUACGAAUGACACCAUGCGCAUCGUCUGGGCGUUCCACCGCGACGAACCGCUAGGUGGCGCGGUGGGUCCCAAGUCCUUACCGCGUCACGAUCUAGGGAACAGGGGUGCGCAGAGUCUGUAUUUGGUGCAGCGCGCCGAUCAGGAAGCUCCCCGACCGGAAGAGACUGCCAGGAUGUGGGAGUUGAGAAACCCGGCAGUGGAACCACCGUCAAUACCUGGAGACACGUUGUACUGGUGUAGGGUGUUUAAAAUACCGGCUAGUAUUAGUAGGAAACACCAUUUGAUUAGGUAUGAACCACUCCAAGCUGUCACAGGUACCAACGGUCUGCAACACGUCGUACUCUACGAGUGUCAAGACAGUCCUAGAAUAGAGAAAUUGGCAGAUAGUCCAGGCAGACAAUGUCACGAGUCUCACUCAGAACCUCUGAUGUGUAACACCGUGGUAGCUAGCUGGGCUAAGGGAUCAGAAGGGUUCAGUUUUCCUCCUGAGGCUGGUUACCCAUUGGACACAAACAAUAAGUACUAUCUCAUGGAAACCCACUACGUCAGCCCGAUUGACAGCAACGUAGGCAGCAUAGACGGUUCCGGAUUACGCCUUUACUACACCCCAGAACUGCGACGCCACGACGCGGGGGUCAUCUCCAUCGGUAUGGACCCCAACUGGCGUCACAUCAUCCCUCCCGGCCAAAACAGAGUGGUGUCAUCGGGUCACUGUGUUUCCGAGUGCACGCGUCAAGCGUUCCCCAAUUCGGGCAUUAACAUGUUCGCGGUGGUUAUGAAAACGCAUCGUAUCGGUAAACAGGUCGCUCUGAAACACAUCAGGGGAAGUACGGAACUACCCCCAAUCGCUGCGGACGAUAACGUCGACUCUGAUUACCAGGAGUAUCGGAAAUUGGAAGUACCGGUGAGGAUUUUGCCCAGUGACCACUUGAUAACGGAGUGUACGUACAAUAGUUCGGGUAGGAGUGCGAUUACUUUGGGGGGACUGACGAGCAGGGAGGAGACGUGUUUGGUGAUGGGGUUGUACUAUCCUAGACAGAAGUCAUUGGCGGCCUGUCAUAGCUUGCCUAGUUUGCCCACUGUUCUGCAUUCGUUGGGGAUACAAGAAUUGAGUCCGGGAUCAAAUCCGGUAAGGAUAGCAGCACCACCAGAGUUAGCUGGAAUGACUUUGGAAUCCAGACUGGUGUCCUACGAUUGGGACAAUCAGUUCCAGAGUUUCCAGGAAGCCACCAUGAGGGGAUCGUUUAAACCUAUCUGUUGGACGUCACAGUUGAUGCUUCUUCCGGGUACAGAUAUCGAGUCCCACUACCCCAACAUCUCCAAGCCGUACGCGCGCAGCAACGUAGACACGUGCAACUACCGACGCUACAGCACCGAGGGCUGGCCGGGAGGCACGCCACUGGUCGAGCUCGACGGCAACCACAUAGAGGGCGUCACUCGAAGUAAAGUGUCGCGCAGCAGCAGCAGUCCUGCGCAGAAGGAGAGCCUGGGACUGAGUAGGUUUAACAGCGCCAGCAAAACCACGCGGAACUCUUUACUCAUACUAGUUUCGGUCAUACUCAUUUGGUAUAACCGUUGAAACUACCAUUCCUUGUGAUAUAUAAUUGUAUAUAGAGACUAAAUCUAAAGACGAUUUUUUUUCACUGUUUUAAAUUUCGUUUCGUGUUGAUGUUUCUCCGGUUGAGGAGGACGAAACUCGUGUCGGUGAACAAUCAGUUGCUGUGGUGUGAAUAAAAAUAGUUUUUAUUAAUAUUAUU
Sitophilus oryzae (rice weevil) is the source of this 2757-nucleotide messenger RNA. It is a transcript of the gene olf413, whose product is annotated as MOXD1 homolog 2. NCBI's taxonomy places the organism in Eukaryota, Metazoa, Arthropoda, Insecta, Coleoptera, Curculionidae. The record is from RefSeq and is a predicted model, not a curated record. The transcript has 9 exons. Gene Ontology annotation, cellular component: secretory granule membrane. The coding region runs from base 573 to 2579 and encodes 668 amino acids. Gene Ontology annotation, biological process: octopamine biosynthetic process; norepinephrine biosynthetic process; dopamine catabolic process. Gene Ontology annotation, molecular function: dopamine beta-monooxygenase activity; copper ion binding.